Chironomus riparius is the source of this 6620-nucleotide messenger RNA. The record is from the annotation of a GenBank genome assembly. Lineage: Eukaryota; Metazoa; Arthropoda; Insecta; Diptera; Chironomidae.
GGUCACUUAAUAAAGUCUUGCCUCAACUUUAGUUUCUACAGAGCUAAAACAAGCCUAGUAAUUAUUUAAUAACUCUUGUGGCUAAUACUAGUGUAUCUAAAUACACAGUUUGAGAACUCCUGUCUCCAUAUUAUUGAAAAGCAUACAACUUUGCAUGAAUCACGUAAAGAUUUGAUAAACAGAGCUAUAAAAGAAUGAAAUCAUAUUAUUCAGUCAUAAAAUUAAUACCCAACCCAUAAUAAAUAUUGAUAAGGAAUGAUAAAUUUGCAUUAUGUAUAUAUUUGUCGUUUAUGCCAGUCUAUGCAUGCAUUCUUUCAAUUUUUGUCUAUUUAACUGAAGUGUAAAUUUGCAUAUGGGAUUUAAAAAAAUUACUUAACAGAUAACUCGCAAUCUCAUUUCAUCCUUGCAUGAGACUUGUUCUAACAUACUGAUUCAUCCACACAGAGAGAAAGCAACAGCUCAGAGAGAGUCGAAAGAAAAACAUCGAAAUGAGAGAAUAAUGAUGCGAUGUUUAAGGAACGAGGGAAGAGAAAAAUCUCUGAGCGGCAAAACUGUCAUUGAAUGCUCAGCAUUCAUAGCACAUGCGUAGUUUAUAAAGAGACGCAGCUGCUUGUACAUCAAUAUUUGAGAUUUUUCUUCGUUCAUUCUCAUACAGUUCCUCAAUGCAAACAGAAAUUUUUUUCUUUCUUAAUUUUUUUUAUUCGUAUUUCAUUUAAAAUUUUUGAGUUUAUCAAAUAAAGAAAAUUGAAAUAUUUUGAAUUUGUGCCAACCGUGAAAAUUGGAUGAACAAGAAGACAAUUUUGAAAUUAAUUAAAAAAAUUCAUGAGACAUUAUUAGUGCAAAAAAAAAUUAAUAUCGUGAAAAUAUUCAAGGAAAGUGAAAUGUUGUGAAGAAAAAAAAAGAAUAUGGCGCAGAGAAAUGUUCUUCUUUGAUACUUAGAAUUAAGAUUGAGAGAACAUUAAACUUUAUGCUAACUGCAGCGAGUGAAAAUUGAAAUGAAAAUGCACGGGGGAAAAAGAAUUUUCCAAAAAUAACAAAAAGAAAAUAAAAAGAGAGAAAAAAUUUGUGAAAAUGUGAAGAAAAAAAAAAUUCAAAUUAGAAAGUGAGAAAAAAGUGAAGGACUAUUUAUGGAACGAUAGUGCAUUGAUAUUGGAUUUUGUUACAUAAACGAUAAACUUUAAAAAUAUUUGUGUAUUUUUGGCUGAAUCAAAAGAAUGGCUGGAAUUUUUAAGUUCAACAACACCAACAGCGGUGGUGAUAAAAAUAAUCUUCCAGCAAAGCCAUCGUUCUCAGGACCGGCAUCACUUUCAACACCAACUAGAGUACCGAACCGUGUUGGAUUAUUCAUGGGACUUAUGAAUAAGAACGUUAAUGAAAUUAUAGAUGGAUGUGGCGUGCAACAAAAGACGCUCACGAAUUGCCCGUCGUCGCCUGCAUCUCAAGGUCAUUCGUUACGUGAACAUGAAGAGCAGAUUUCGGCAUUGCGUAAGGAAAACUUUAAUUUAAAGUUGCGAAUAUAUUUCUUAGAGGAAAAGCCAACAGCAACAAAUCUGCUUACAAAAAGCAGUUCGUUAAGCAACAGUUGCUUGAACAUGAAUACAAUUGAGAGCAUCAGCAAACAGAAUAUUGAUUUAAAGGUUGAAAAUGAAUCGCUGCGUAAGGAACUUAAGGAGAAGCAAGAUCUUCUCAUUCAAGCGUCAAAAGCGAUGGAAAUGUUGGAGAAUCAACAUAAAAAAGAGAGCAAUCAAGCCCAAAUGAUUAUUGAUGAUUUAAAUCAUAAAAUUGAAGCGAUGACACAUGAAAUCAAAACACUUGAAAAGGUCCUUAUUGAGAGCAACCAUAACAACGACACGGGUUUCUCAGACUUUCUUGGUGCUAUUGACUCAAAAGAUAUUGAAUCACAGCGAAAAAUAGCUGAAUUUGAACUCAUCAUGAGAAGCUUCAGUGAGCAGAACGAGCAAUUGUGUCAAAAAAUAGAAAAGAUGGAAUCUCAGCGUUGUGAUAUGACAAGAAAACUAAAUCAACUCAAUUAUGAGAAUGCUGAACUUCGAGAGAAGCUUGAAGAAGUUGAGAAAUUUAGUGACCGAGAUGGAAUGAAGAGGUUGCAGGAUGAAUGCUAUGAAAGUAAAAGAAAACUUGCCGAAGCAAUAACACAGUUUGAUGAGAUCGAGAGAAAAUUAUAUGAGAAAUCACAAGCUCAUGAAAAGUCACUUCAAGUAAUACAGAAAGCAUGCGAUCAUAUUGAAGAUCUUGAACUCCAUGUAGAACAAUUAAAAUCUAGUCAACCUAAUUCAUUAUCAUCAACUGAAAGUGCCAAAAAUGAUGAGCAAUUUAGUCAUGCGAGUGGAAUUAUAUUGAAAUUAAGGCAACAGAUUGAGCAAAUAACAAACGAGAAGAACGAGGAAAUCAAUCAACUGAAAGAGGAACUUCGUAAGAAAUCAAGAUUGUCUUUUGCACCAUUGAGCAACAGCAAUUUCAAUACAUUCGAUACCUCUCAAAACAUUUUGCAAUCGAUUAACUUCCCAAUAAACGAGAUAUCAUUCAACGAAGUAAUUGACAGAAAUAAAAGUGCACAAAAGAAAAUUCACUUUUUGAAGCAGAGAUUAAGCUCAAAUGAUACACAAAAUAAAAUCGAGAACGAAUUUCUACAAUUACAAUUGAAGGAGGCACAGAAUGAUGUCUAUGAAAGUGAGGCAGUUUUGAGACAGUCUGUAGCAUUUUGUGGAAUAUUAUUAGAGAGGCUCGAGGAAUUGGUCAACUUUUUAACAUCAUUAUUAAAUAAGAGUGAUCUAUCAGGACUUUUAGGAAAUGAACUUAAGAGGGCAAUUACUAAGGCUGUCGAUAGAAGUUUGGAUCUUUCUAGAGGCAGCAAUAAAAAUCAAUUUUCAAUUAGUCAAAACACAAACCUCAGUGACAUGUCCAUGAUUGAUUUAGUUGAUAGUUUUGCUUCAUCAACUGUUGCUGAUUCAAUGAUUGAUAGUCUCGAGAACUUUAAGACUGAAGUUGAUUCCAAUAAGAUGUUUAAAUCUAAUACCCCAGUUAAUACCUCAAGUAUUAAAGGACAUAAAUCACAAAAGAAUAUGAGACGAUCAUUAGCAUCAGCGAUGCUUAAACACCAAUCAGAAUCAGAAGAAUGGUCUGAACCAGAUCGUGAUAUAUCACGUGAAAGAGUCGGUCUUGGUAAAGCAGAUGAAGUCUUACUAACUCAUCAAAGAACAUCCACAACUUCCGACGAAGAGGAAGGUGAAAAUAAUGAGGAUGGAAAUGAGCACAAAUUGGUAAGGAAAUCAGAUUGGAAACUUCUUAACGAGCGAGUCAAAAGUUUAGAGGCACUUUUGCAAGAACGUAAUGAUAAAAUCCUUGAAGUAUCAGGUUCUCUGUUGAAUGCUGAGAAAGAUACAACCGAGAAAAUACUUCAAAUUAAAAAGAAACUUGAGGAAACGGAAAGCAAUGUUCAGCAUUAUAAAAAUUUAUAUCAACAAGUUACAACCGAGCAUUCUGACGUUCUGAAAAGUUUAAAAGAAAAAGAAGAAGCAAUGGAAGUUGUUAAGAAGGAGAAAGACCAAUUUAAUGUCGAAUUAAAAGUCUUGUCAUCAAAAUAUGAAUCACAGGUUGGCUCGAAUCAUGAAAUGAGAAAUAAAAUGCAUGACUUAGAAAAUAAGCUACAAAGUUUGAAAGUCGAAUAUGAGUUGAAAUGUACAACAUACGACCAACUUCUGACAGUAUCUGAGAAACGAGAGCAAGCCUUCAAAGAUGAAUUACAGCAAAAUUGGAUUAGAAAAACAAUAUAUAAUCAACUUCUACUCGAGCUUGACAGAAAACAGUCAAGACUCAAGGAUUAUCAGCAAAAGUUUGCCGCACUCGAAGGCGAAAUGAGAAUAAUGCAGAGCCAACUAGCAGAGAAUGAAGAAAAGUUGGAGAGAAUAAGUAAAAGUUUGGAUUCAGCAACUUUACAGUUGUCAUCAAAUGCUGUAGAAAGAUCAAAGACACUGAACGAAAGAAGAAGUCUUGAGGCUAAACUUAAGAAAGUCAAUGAAGACUACCAGAAAGUCAACAUCGAGAAGCAAGAGUUGAACUUAAAAAUUGCUGAUCUCGAAGUAUUUAAUGCUAAACUUCAGAAUAAACUUUUAAUAGGUGAGAAGCUACAUAUAGGAACUCAUUUAUCAGAUGCCAGUGGCUAUGUCAGUGAGGAUGCCAUUGCACCAAGAUCUCUAUCAUUUAGUUCUACUGAUGAGAAGGAUGUUGAAGCUUUUUCAAAUUGUAAUUCCUGUAAGAAACUAGCUAAUGAGAUGAAUGAAAUCAAAAGGAACCUCCAUUUAUCCAAAAGAUCCCUCGAAAUCGCCUACUCUAAAUUAAGGAACCAGAACCUUCGAAAAGCUCAAAUCGAAAUGGACAUAAAGCAACAGAUUGCCAAAACACAAACUGUCUUACAAAAUGUUCGAGCAAAUAUGGAAACGGAACUAAAUCGAACGACUCCAGUGAAGAAGGAAUGCAAAGAGGAAGUGUAACACACUAAAGUAUAUCAGAAUUCAUAACAAAUAAAUGACAGAUGCCCUAAAAACUGUAACUUAGUACAAUUAACUCUCCAAAAACUACCUUAACAUUAGGAUUACUCACCAGUGAUGUUUUGCACUCGAAUGCUCAUCAUCUGUGGACGAUCCCAUAACACGUUAAAAUUGUAAAUAUUUUUUUGUUUGAUUGUUGGAAUGCAGUUUGUUGAGAUUAUUAAUAUUAUCAUUAUAUUAUUUUGACAUGUAUAGUGUUAAGUGACUUAGAAAUUUAGCUCGAUGCCAAAUAGAAAAGAGGAAAAAAAAUCAUUUUAUAUCCUAAGACUAGAUUAUUAACAACUUUAUGCCAUAAAAAAAACGAGUCAAAUUAAUUUAAUUAAUAUUUUUUAUUUGACAUAAGAAGGGGAUGUGGAAAAAAGGAACAAAACUACAUAUUCAUAACAGAUUACAACAAUCCUUUAUUACUGGGGUGUAUCUAAUUCGAUAAGGGGUAACCCUAGAUGCACCCCUGCAUCAUUAAUUCACAUAAAAACCAAAAAAAAAAGAAAAAUAACGCCACUGUAACCAACUGACUGAAAAUUUAUCUAAAUUAUAAGCACGUAGAUCUAUAAGUAGUUUUACUUUCAUCAUUUUCAAAAAACAGAAUUUUUUUGUGACACGAUAUGGCAGAAGGAAGAGAUUUUAAUAAGAAAUGAAAAAUAUAUUUAAUGAAUUUUACGAACGAAGUUUCAAAUUCUUAUUAUUUUGGUCUGUUUAUUACAGUUAUAACUUAUUUUUCAAGAAGAUACAUACGAUACAGCUUCUCGUGUUCUGCAUUCUCGAAUUUUGGUACACAAUUGACCUUAACGAUCUCAUCGAAUCCUUCCUUUAAUGUCGGAGGAACGAAUUUGCUUUUGUACGUGUUGAAAACAAUAUCACCAAUUUUAGCAUGUGAUGAAUCAAUAAUUUCUCUAAAUAUGUUGUUGUGUCGACUAUGAUGGUAAGUUGUUGUCAUUAAGAAGCACCGAACUUUGACUUUAAGUUGCUUAGCUAUAUCGAUGAAUUUCUUACGUGAAGCUGUAUCUGGAUUUGUAUUAUCGACUACACAACUCUUCUUACUCUUUAAGGCAUCCUCAAUGACUGACAUACAUUUUUGCAUGGAAUUAAGCGUAUCACGAUUAACGACUUCAUAGUCGGCAGUUUGCAAAUAAUUCUUACAGAAAUAACUCUUUCCACUAGCUGGAAAUCCUAUCAUAAUAAUUAGUUCUUGUUCCUUAGAAACUAAAACGGAGCUGUCUGGUUCAAGAAGCUUCAUGGAAAUAUCGAAAUUCUUUGGAUUAAACUCAGGCUUAGUGAAGAAAUUGUUCUUCUUGACAUUCUUGAAAUGUUCUUCAGGCGUGUAAAAGUUCAAGUCCAAAUUCUUUGCAAAUAAACGAUCAGCACAUGAAUGAUCCUUCUUCGUCUUUAAAACUUUAUUUUCAGGACGUCCAGCAGCAUCACCAACAAAGAAUGAGGAUGUCAUGUCAAUUUUAACUCCAUCAUUAAAUCGAUCUUGCAGUAGUUCCCACAUACCUACUCUUGGCUUCCGAAAAUUGGUGGCAGCAGUUGAAACAAAGAAUUGAGAAGGUACUUGAAGUCGUUUCUGUAUCAUUGUAAUUUUCUUCUUAAUAUCUGGUAUCGUUACUCGGUUAUGCUCAACACCUGCCUGAUUUGUAAAAACAGCAAUUUUAUAUCCAUUUUCAUGGAAUUUCUUCAACUUGUCUGGAACUUCUGCAAAAUUAAUUUGCCAGUCAUCAAUCGAUUUUGGAAAUGUAUUUCCACUCAUUGUCCUUAUUAAAGUUUUAUCCAUAUCGUAAGCAGCAAUUUUUUCGGAAGCUACAACUCCACGACUUGUGAAUACUAGACAUUUGUUAUUAUCUAUAUUAUCCCAUCUAUCCUCUUCUGAAGACUUUUGCCUCUUAACUCUUUCCUCACUUACUUCCAUUUCGUCUUCACUUCUUCUUUUUCCUGGUUUAAUUAGUUCAGUUGGAGCCUUUUCAAACAAUACUUUAUAAUUAUAUUCUGUACUGAUAACCAAGUUAAUUAUAUCAUUUUCCUUUGCCUCAUAAGCUUCAGAUUCUUUAAUUACAAAUC